CAGUUAAUAUUCGCUCUGACAUCGAUAACUUGGACAAUUAUAUUGGUGCGUUUGAAGAGGGAGGCAGCAUUGCGUAGUUACGGGAGCAGAGUGCGAGGCUACUCCCGUUAUUCCAUUCUUUCUCACUUGCCGUAAGGAAUCAUUUCAGGGAAAGCAUGGAAGUUUGCAAGGGACGAUUGCUGGGCAUUUCGGUUGCUGUUGCGCACGGAGUUUUCUCGGGAUCUCUAAACAUUUUGUUAAAAUUUCUAAUUUCGACUUAUAACUUCAACUACCUCACUCUUAUUCAGUGCCUGACUAGCAUCACUGCGGCGCUCACCUUGGAAAUCCUCAGAAGACUGGGAAAGAUAGAUAUCCCCCCAUACAGUUUAAAUUUAGCCAAAGUUUUCGCAAGUGUAUGCAUCCUUUCCACGCUGCAGUCAACUCUAACCCUGUGGUCGCUGCGAGGGCUCAGUUUACCGAUGUAUGUGGUUUUUAAGCGGUGUCUACCUUUGGUCACUUUGAGUAUUGGGGUCUGCAUUUUGAAGAAUGGAAUUCCGUCCUUUGGAGUAGCAUCAGCGGUGGUCAUCACAACCGUCGGUGCAGCUUUAGCUGGGGCGGGGGAUCUGACGGGCGACCCUUUCGGGUACGUGACGGGAGUUCUCGCCGUGAUCAUCCACGCCUCCUACCUGGUGCUCAUCCAGAAGGUGAGCUCGGACAGCGACCACGGGCCGCUGACGGCCCAGUACGCCAUUGCGAUCACGGCCUCGCCCGUGCUGCUGGUGUGCGCCUUCAUCAGCAUGGACAUCGUGGACGUGUGGUCCUUCCCCGGCUGGAGCAACCCCGCGGUCCCCAGCAUCUUCACCACCUGCAUCGUCAUCGGCUGCGCCAUGAACUUCACCACGCUCCACUGCACCUACAUCAACUCGGCCGUCACCACCAGCUUUGUGGGGGUGGUCAAGAGCAUAGCCACCAUCACCGUGGGCAUGCUGGCCUUCGAGGACGUGAAGCCCACCCGUCUCUUCAUCGGCGGGGUGGUGGUGAACACCGUAGGCUCGGUCACUUACUGUGUGGUGAAGUACUUUGAGACCAUGAGGAAGAGCAAAUACCAGGACCUGGAGGAGGCCAGCAAGGACGAGCAGUUGCCUGGAGAACCUUACGCAGAGGAGAAAAUGCCAAACGGAGAUGUUGAGGUCGUGCCAAACGGAGGGUUGGUGGGCCCCGUGGAAGCAAACGACAGCACGGAGUCUACCGUACAAGAAAGUGGUGUGAUGGAGUCUGUUGAAUUACAAAAACAAGCCAACCCAGCGGAGAGUGGGGCUGGCAACACAUCUUUGAGUGACAAUUACGUAGGAGUGUGGAGGUCUGUUCGGAGCCUUAAGGUUUUUAAAAAGGACACUUUAAUCGAUAACGAGGAGGUACAAAGUCCUUGAUAGCGAAUCCUUCUGUUGAGGGGAGUGCAUGUCAUGUUGUUGUUAUUUUUGAAUGACUAGUAUGAACUUACAUGAACACUGAAAAUAAAGUUUUUGGUGUUGCUGACAUUUUUUUCAUACACACCGUUCAAAGAAAAACUAUUUCUUAAACAGGAAGUAUUUUUAAAUAGUUUGGUUCUUUGUACAGAUUGGAUGAAAUAUGACUAUUUCUGUAUGUAUAUGGGGGAACCAUAAGUAUGCUUUCUAUUACUGAAUGAUCAGUUACAAUAGCAUACUGAUGAAAUCAAAUUAGCAAAAUACAUUCAAUAAAAUUCAAUGCAAUCAAGCAAAAUAUGGUACAAAAAAAUCUCUACAUGGAAAAAUUAAUUGAAGAGUGCCAUCUCCUAAAAUGUUUUCUUGAGACAGAUAAUAGUUUAAAUAGGAUAUGAAAAACCACGUGGUCAUGAAACAGGUAGACAUUUUUUAUGAAUUUGUUCUUGCACGUUUACUUGUACCGUACAUGCCUGUUCAGAUUAUGUGUGCAAUGUGUUGAUAAGUGAAGAGCCAUACUUACUCAAGUGUGCAUGUAUGAUGGCAAGUAAAUUGAAAUGAGUUUUAUAUGAAGAAUGA
Conger conger (European conger) is the source of this 2018-nucleotide messenger RNA. RefSeq names its product solute carrier family 35 member D3 (gene slc35d3). The transcript is spliced from 2 exons. NCBI's taxonomy places the organism in Eukaryota, Metazoa, Chordata, Actinopteri, Anguilliformes, Congridae. Gene Ontology annotation, cellular component: Golgi apparatus. The record is from RefSeq and is a predicted model, not a curated record. The coding region runs from base 156 to 1409 and encodes 417 amino acids. Gene Ontology annotation, molecular function: antiporter activity.